This is a messenger RNA of Fulvia fulva, 732 nucleotides long. RefSeq lists its product as uncharacterized. Lineage: Eukaryota; Fungi; Ascomycota; Dothideomycetes; Mycosphaerellales; Mycosphaerellaceae. The record is from RefSeq and is a predicted model, not a curated record. The transcript has 3 exons. The coding region runs from base 1 to 732 and encodes 243 amino acids.
AUGGACGACUCCUCCGACAUGGGCGGCAUCACCCUCCCCACCACCAACUCCGAUGACCCCUUCGACGGCAACAGCCUCAUGAUCUUCCCCUCCGCCGUGGAACCCGCCUUCACCAAAACCCCCGCGAACGUCAAAGGCGACUACGUCUCCUCCACCUCCACCUCCGCUCCAGCACCAGCCCCAGUCCACAUCCCUGCCAAGCGCAAGACCGCCACUCCCAAAAAAGGCGCUCAGCAGGUCAAGAAGCGCAAGACCGGCAAGAAAGCCAUGGCAUCUCGUGCCAUUCCGCGUUCCUUUGAGGAAUGCAGUGAGCCCGAUCAGAUGCUGAUCCGGAAGCGUGAUGAGGGGAGUGAUUGGAAUCCGAUUCGGAAGGAGUGGAAGGAGAUGACGGGGGAGAGUACGGCUACUAGUACGCUGCCGAAUCGAUAUGCUAGACUCAAAUCCAACUUCACCGUAAUCCGCGAAGAAGACAACGCCCUUCUCCUCAGCGCGAAACGCGAAGUGGAAGAAUCCUUCGAGGCGCAGAAGUGGGAUCUUGUCGCAAGAGUUGUGGCCGAGAAGGGAGGGGAUACGUAUGCUGGUGUGGUGCUGAAGCGCCAGUACAAGAAGUUGAUGGUGACGCAGGCGAUGUGCGAGCCGCCGGAGGGAGUGCGGGAUCCGGAUUUUGAGGUUGAGGAGUUGCCUGCUGAGGAUAGCGAGAGUGAGGAGGAAGUGCGAGGAUCUGGUGGAUGA